AUGACCACUGUCGGACAAAGCAAAGUCAUGCUCCUAGCUGUGAGCCCAUCUGUCCAGAUCCAGCUUAGCCUCAGCACCCUCGCCGCAGAGUCCACUGCUUGUUGUCUGGCAGCUGUGUCAAUAAAGUUUUUCGCAAGGGAUCACCGAAGCCGGAGAGAGGCCAGGCUGCCCAGAGUUAGUUCUGGCAACUUCCCGGGAGGGAAAAAGAGUUUCGCGAGAUUUGGUAGCAGCAGGCCACUGGCACGCCACCUGCACCUGCUAUCGCGAGAUUUGGCAGGCGGAGGAGGAGCUGUCGCGGUCAGCCGCCUCACAGCGAUGGCGGCCGAGCAGGGCCGGCGGCGGUGGCGGCUGCGGCUACGGCCGGAGACAGCAGUGGUGGCAGUAGCGGUGGGUGGCGGGGGCCUGUGA
Molecule: messenger RNA, 408 nt
Organism: Rangifer tarandus platyrhynchus (Svalbard reindeer)
Lineage: Eukaryota; Metazoa; Chordata; Mammalia; Artiodactyla; Cervidae
Source: the annotation of a GenBank genome assembly